CUCGAUGGGAAGUUUCAUAGGACAGCAACAAUUAUUUCAAAAUGAAUGAUCGUGAACUCGAUCUUACGGAAGCCCAAAAAGCAAUAAAGGCUAAAUACCCAGCCAUCACCAAGAAAUAUGAAUAUUUGGAUCACACAGCUGAUGUCCAGUUGCAUUCAUGGGGAGACUCACUGGAGGAAGCAUUUGAACAGUGUGCAAUGGCUAUGUUUGGUUAUAUGACAGACACGGAAACUGUAGAGCCCAUCGAUACCAUCGAAGUUGAGUCUGAGGGUGAAGAUAUGGAGUCCCUUUUGUUCCACUUCUUAGAUGAUUGGCUCUUCAAGUUCAGUGCAGAUGUUUUUUUCAUUCCCAGGGUACUUUCCAUACCUACCUUUGUUUGCUUUGUUUUUGAUUUAGCUGGAAAUAACACACCUUCAGCUAUGUUGUGUGUGUGUUUGUACAGGUGGGGAGAGGAAUUCAACCUUUCUAAACAUCCACAGGGGACGGAGGUGAAAGCAAUCACUUACUCAGCCAUGCAAAUACAUGAUAAGAAGAAACCCGAGAUCUUUGUCAUCAUCGAUAUCUAACUCAUGGAAACCACAGAGAAAUCUCUCCUUUUAUGAUUUAUAUGAAUAUUUUCAGAAUAAAUCCUUUGUUUACAGAGACUCCUUCCCAAAGCUGACGUAUAACACAAAGCUGUGUUAAAUCAUAACAAAGGGACAGAGCUGACAUAGCACAGAUGGAUGUGAACACUGCACACCUUUUAUUAUGUUAUAUUAAAUAAAGUUUUGU
Molecule: messenger RNA, 771 nt
Organism: Chanos chanos (milkfish)
Lineage: Eukaryota; Metazoa; Chordata; Actinopteri; Gonorynchiformes; Chanidae
Gene: tslig1
Product: zinc finger and BTB domain containing 8 opposite strand
Exons: 7
Coding region: 42-566 (174 amino acids)
Biological process (GO): tRNA splicing, via endonucleolytic cleavage and ligation
Cellular component (GO): tRNA-splicing ligase complex
Source: RefSeq, a predicted model, not a curated record